GAGAGAGUCAGCCAUACUUGUUGUGAGGAACGUGGAAGCUACUCUCACCCACUACACACCCACGUCUCAUCAAACAUGGCAUUAGAACUUGCUCAUGAAAACAUCUGGUUCGACAAGUGGCGUGUCGAUGAUGCAGAACGUCAGUUUUAUGAAAAUAAGGCCCAGCCUGCCAUAGGAUCGCCCUGUGUGAGGCUUACUUGCACAGGUAGGCCAGUAGGGCUAGUUUACAAGGGAAGUUCGGGCCUAGGAUCCCUGGCCAGUCAGAUUGCCAAGGCACGGCAAGAAAUAAAGAAUUCCCUUGGUGGUCGCACAGGCUCUGCAGGUUGUGGUGGUGGUGGCGGCGGCAGUGUCAGUGUAGAUCUUCUGAACCGCAUCAACAAGUUAGAGGGAGAAAAUGUGAACCUCUCAAAAACUGUAUUGACCUUGCAGCAGACAGUCCUGAAUUUGACAAAGCGAUUAGAGAAAUUAGAAUGUGGAAGCAAGACCACCACAACAACUUCCACUUCAAAAAAACCAGAGCCAAUGGAAACAGAAGAGGAUGACGAUGAUGAUGUUGACUUGUUUGGCUCAGAUGAUGAGGACGAUGCAGAAGCAGAGCGAAUAAAGGAGGAGCGAUUAAAGGCAUAUGCAGAGAAGAAGGCAAAGAAACCUGGUCCUAUUGCAAAGUCUUCAGUUCUGCUUGAUUGCAAACCUUGGGAUGACGAAACAGAUAUGUCUGCCAUGGAGGCAGAAAUACGUAAAAUUGAGAUGGAUGGUCUAGUGUGGGGUGCUUCAAAACUAAUGCCACUAGCUUAUGGCAUAAUGAAGCUUUCGAUUCUUUGUACGGUUGAAGAUGAGAAGGUCUCCAUAGAUGAUCUAAGUGAAAAGAUUCAGGAAAUUGAAGAUUAUGUUCAAAGUGUUGAUAUUGCCGCAUUCAACAAAAUCUAAGAUGCCAUUCAUUCCAGUGCUAAUUGAAUAAAAGUCACUUUAUACA
Molecule: messenger RNA, 973 nt
Organism: Cherax quadricarinatus
Lineage: Eukaryota; Metazoa; Arthropoda; Malacostraca; Decapoda; Parastacidae
Source: RefSeq, a predicted model, not a curated record